This is a messenger RNA of Manihot esculenta (cassava), 1871 nucleotides long. Its product is annotated as alpha-L-fucosidase 1. The transcript has 3 exons. Gene Ontology annotation, molecular function: alpha-L-fucosidase activity. The record is from RefSeq and is a predicted model, not a curated record. Lineage: Eukaryota; Viridiplantae; Streptophyta; Magnoliopsida; Malpighiales; Euphorbiaceae. Bases 40 to 1674 code for a protein of 544 amino acids. Gene Ontology annotation, biological process: glycoside catabolic process; fucose metabolic process. Gene Ontology annotation, cellular component: lysosome.
CAAUGAUUCUCACUCUCCUUCUCCCACAUCUGCUGCACCAUGGAUGAGAAGACGAUCCAUAACAGCACCUUAAACCCAAAACCCAUUUCAUUUCACAUCCAUUUUAAUCUAUUUCUCCUCUUUCUCUCACUCUCUCUCUUACCCAUUUCCUUCUCUGCUCUCCACAAGCCACCCCCACUUCCAAUUUUACCGAUUCCCUCUGCCUCUCAGCUCCAAUGGCAACUCUCAUCCAUGGCAAUCUUCUUUCACUUUGGUCCCAAUACUUUCACGGACUCCGAGUGGGGAACUGGUCGAGUUGACCCUUCUGUAUUCAACCCGAUCCGACUCAACACCACCCAGUGGGUUCAAGUAGCCAAAGAUGCUGGCUUUAAUCGUGUGAUACUCACAGCAAAACACCAUGAUGGUUUCUGUUUAUGGCCUAGUGAAUAUACAGAUUAUUCUGUAAAGUCAAGUUCUUGGAGUAAUGGGACUGGUGAUGUUGUUAAAGAGCUGGCUUUGUCUGCUAAAGAGGCCGGUUUGGAUUUAGGGCUUUAUCUUUCACCAUGGGAUAGGCAUGAGGCGUCUUACGGGAAAACUCUGGAGUAUAAUGAGUUCUAUAUGGCCCAAAUGACCGAGUUGCUGUCUAGGUAUGGAGAGAUCAAGGAGGUAUGGUUGGAUGGUGCAAAAGGGGAAGGAGAGAAGUACAUGGAGUAUUUUUUUGAUAGUUGGUUUAGUCUCAUCCGCCAACAACAGCCUGGGGCUGUAAUAUUUUCCGAUGCUGGUCCUGACACAAGGUGGAUUGGGGAUGAGGCUGGUGUUGCAGGGUCUACAUGCUGGUCUAUCUUCAAUAGAAGUUCUGCGAAGAUCGGGGACACUGAUCCACAAUACUCACAGAGAGGAGACCCAUCAGGUCAUGAUUGGGUGCCUGCUGAAUGUGAUGUCUCCAUUAGACCUGGUUGGUUUUGGCAUGCAUCAGAAAUCCCAAAAUCUGCAUUGAGGCUUCUUGAUAUAUAUUACAAAUCUGCUGGCAGAAACUGCCUCUUGCUAUUGAAUGUGCCUCCAAACUCUUCAGGUCUUAUAUCUGCUGAAGACAUACAAGUCCUUCAAGAAUUUGCUAUACUCCGGAUAUCGAUAUUUUCUAAUAAUCUAGCCAAGAAUGCCCUUCUUAACGCCAGCAGUACACGAGGAGGAGGCACUGACGAUUCACACUUUAACCCCACCAAUGUCCUUGAAGACGGAAUCUACACCUAUUGGGCUCCUGAGGAGAGUCAAUCUGCUUGGGAGUUGCAUUUAGAUCUUCAGGAAUCUGUAUCUUUCAAUGUUUUGCAAGUGCAAGAGCCGGUUCACAUGGGACAAAGGAUUAUUGAGUUUCAUCUUGAGAUUAUGAAAAAUGGAGACUGGACAAAAGUGAUCAAUGGCACAACAGUUGGAUAUCAGAGGCUUUUGCUUUUUCCCACUGUGGAAUCUCAGCAGCUGAAGUUUGUUAUAGACAAGGCUCGGGCAGACCCAUUGAUUUCCUUUUUAGGAAUCUAUAUGGAUAAGUUUUCGUCUGUGGAUAACAAAUUUGAUGAUAGCUCACAAGCUCGCUUCAACAACAGUGUAGAGCUUCAGCAAGCUAGAAGCAAACAUUUCUUGAACAGCACUGAACUACUUCGGCAGAUUACACAAAAUCAUACUAAAACUGCUGCAAUGUAAUGUGGUUUGCAUUACCUCAUUGCGCAGGCAAUUUGUUCAAUCUUCCAAUUUAAUUGUUACAAUACGAAAUAUUAUAACUCAAGUCAUUCUUGGUGGGUUCCACGCAUGGUUUGCAAAUCCUGUUAUAGAUCAAUGUGAAUUAAAUAGUUUGGUUUUGAUUCAAGAAUUCUGAAUUUCUGAGAGAGAACUUCUGUAAA